AUGUUUUUUUUUUUUUCCUCAGCUGCACCAUCUACGGACUCAGAAAACUCUCCAACACCAAUGACAAAAAAAGCCUUGAUCUAUCUAUCUAUCUAUCUAUCUAUCUAUCUAUCUAUAUUUUGGUCAUAUGAUUAUUCUUUUAUUAUUCUCUCUGUUUAUUCUUACAUUUCUUCACUAUUUUUAUUCUCCUCCCAUAUUCUCCUUAUUUUUAUGUUUAUUCUCUCUUUUUAUACUCCCCUUUCUUCUUACCCUCCUCUCUCUUUAUGCAAGACCUUCUUCCCUCUCCUUCCUUUCUCUUUCAGUUUACCUUGCUUCUCUCUGUUCUCUUUAUUUUUUAUUUUCCCCUCUCUUUUCUUCAGUCUUUUCUUCUCUCUACACAUUCUUAUCUUUCUCCAUACUCUCUCCCACUCACUCUAUUCUGUCAUUACACUUACCUUCUCUCUCUCCUUCUACUCCCUCUUUACACUUAGACGCUUUUCUUUAUUCUUCUUUAUCGUUCUCUUUACAUUGCAUCUUUUCUUUUUAGCCUUCUCCUUUCCUGUGUAUUCCUUUUUCUCUCGCUUAUUUUUCUUCUUUCUCUUCAGCUUUCUCUGA
Molecule: messenger RNA, 594 nt
Organism: Acanthosepion pharaonis
Lineage: Eukaryota; Metazoa; Mollusca; Cephalopoda; Sepiida; Sepiidae
Source: the annotation of a GenBank genome assembly